Messenger RNA from Cajanus cajan (pigeon pea), 928 nucleotides. RefSeq lists its product as uncharacterized. Gene Ontology annotation, cellular component: chloroplast. NCBI's taxonomy places the organism in Eukaryota, Viridiplantae, Streptophyta, Magnoliopsida, Fabales, Fabaceae. The record is from RefSeq and is a predicted model, not a curated record. Gene Ontology annotation, biological process: chloroplast organization; thylakoid membrane organization.
ACGUAAGAAUCUCUUCCCUCAACAACCACACAAGAUCGAACAAACCCAAGGCAAAUUACUCGAGUCUUUCCCCAUCACCUCCAAUAGCACUCACAAACGGGUUACUCGUUGCAAAUUACUCGAGUGCCUCAAUAGAAACCCUGAAUCUCUAGCAUUUUUAGCAUUUGAUCAUAAUCAAGGAGUGGACAUCAAUGGCCAGUAGUGUUAACACUUCACCUCUAAUUUUACCAGUUGGUAUCAAAAUUCAGCCUCAAGCUCAUGUUAAGCAUACUGGACCAAACAUUGUUGGGAUGAAACCCUUACCAUAUAACAUUAGGAAGGAAGAUCGUAUGAUUUCUACAUUACAAAGUCCAUCAUCUCAUAUCACAUGUGCUGCUGCUUUGGAUACUAAAUGUGCUGCAACUGCAAGUGCAACCCAAACAGUAACCCGCAAUGCUCGGUCAAUGACUAUUACUCCUGACAAAGUUAAGUCCCCUCAACUUGAUAACAAUGGACCUGGACUGCCACCUCGUGACGAUGAUGGUGAUGGUGGCAAUGGAGGAGGUGGAGGUAAGUUUUCGGGUGGACUCCAGCUUUUGGGUAUUCUUGGUAUCCUAGAUGUUCUAAAGGACAUUGAGAAUCAAUGGCAACGCAAGCACAAGAGACGAUCUUGAAAAUCAGGCUUUACAUGGUGGCAGUGCAAUUGCUUUACAAACCUAUUGUGAACUCGCACGAUGCGUAGAAGAUGCUGUCUACAGUCUAUACAAAUAGAGUUAGUUUUAUGGGGGAAUUCAUUUGGAUGGAAUACAUAAAAUGCUUAUAGAAACUAAUUACUGAGAGAAAUAUGUUGAAUUUUUUUAUCAUGGGUUGUGAAAAUAGGAAUGACAAUGAGUAGAAUUUAGACACGAUAUUACAAUAUUUGUCCUGAAACUCGGACCAAGAUUUAGAA